GGGCCACUCAUCCACUCAGCUCUGUGGAGAACUCUGGGCUGCUCUCGCCUUUCUCUAGGGUCCCAACUGAUCGCCUGAACCGGCGAGAAACGCGUGGAUUGUAUUUUUGCUUUCUCCAGGCGGAGUAACUCAGCAUGGGGAGCCUGACUAGUAUCUGGCUGCGCCCUGGAGUCCUGCGGCUUGUAGUCUUGCUGCAAAUCAUCAGCUUGUGCUUGACCCAGGGUCCGUUCGAUGAGCAACGUGUAGUUGGAUCCCCGGGCCCGGCCGGGGUUCCUGGAUCAGACGGCAUCGAUGGGGAACGUGGACCUCCUGGGCCCCCUGGUCCAGCUGGAGCAAAAGGUGAUCCUGGUGAACCUGGACCAGAUGGACCUCAAGGUGACCCGGGAUAUGAUGGUCUGGAAGGUCCAAAGGGAGAACCAGGGAUUCCUGGAAGGCCAGGUCCCAAAGGUCAGGUGGGCUUACCUGGGCUUCCUGGACCAUCAGGGGCUGGAACCAUGGGACCUCGCGGUCCUGCUGGUCCGGUUGGUCUUCCUGGAGAAAUUGGCCGUCCUGGAGCUAAAGGUGCAGCAGGACGGAUUGGAGCAAUUGGCCGCCCAGGACCACCAGGUCAACAGGGGCUUCCUGGUAACCUUCACGGUGCAGAGGGGAGUGCGGACCUCCUGUGCCCAACCUCUUGCCCUCCAGGACUGAAAGGCCCACAGGGACUUCAGGGUCUCAAGGGACACAAAGGCAAACCAGGACUGAUGGGAGAACCUGGCAGACAGGGACCCCCAGGCAUUAAAGGUGGAGUUGGCAUCUCAGGAGAACAAGGCAUUCCAGGCCAACCAGGCCCUCAGGGUCUUCGAGGAUACCCUGGUAUGAUGGGAGGAAAAGGCGGAAGUGGUCCUCGUGGUUACAAGGGCAUGGUGGGUCCACCUGGACGAAUGGGCCUUCAGGGUAAACAAGGUCCUGAGGGGCCACUUGGAGAUUUUGGUGAGAAAGGGGAUCGGGGAGUACGAGGGCAAAGAGGACGCCAAGGUCAAACUGGACUGAAGGGUCAAAAUGGUUUACCGGGCAUCGAUGGCAAGGACGGCACGCCUGGGGUUCCUGGUAUGAAGGGAGAUGCAGGACGACCUGGAAUUCCAGGACCAGCGGGUCCCCAGGGAGGAGCUGGAUUACCUGGACAACCUGGUCAGAAGGGAGCUGCUGGUUCAAAGGGUGGAAGAGGUACUCAGGGAAUGAUUGGUCCCACUGGCCCUCCAGGUCAAAUGGGUGAACCUGGACCUGAAGGAGAGAUCGGCCCACCAGGACCCAUGGGUCUAAAGGGCGACAGAGGAAUGUCCGGUGAAACAGGACCUCCAGGACCCAGAGGCAAGGCUGGUAUUAAAGGAGAACGGGGUCCCACUGGAAUCCCAGGUCCUCAGGGUGUUCCUGGAUUUAAAGGUGAUAAGGGAUUCCAAGGAAAAUCAGGACCCAAAGGUGGUGUUGGCGACCCAGGGGUGGAGGGACUGGAUGGUGAGAAUGGUGAAAAGGGAGACUCCGGGGAGCCUGGAGUGAAGGGAGAGCAAGGUGUUAUAGGAGAGCCAGGGUACAGGGGCCCAAUUGGUAAUCCAGGGGAGCCAGGAGCAGAAGGUCGAGUAGGAUUGCCAGGCCCUCGAGGUCCCAAUGGAGAGCGUGGUGUUACCGGAUCGACCGGCCGUCAGGGGGUCGCUGGACGUGAUGCAGGAGAUCAGCAUAUUGUUGAAGUUGUCUUGAAAAUGAUGCAAGAACAAUUAGCCGCAGUCGCAGUCAGUGCCAAACGAGCAGUACUGGGAGGAGCAGGGAUGACUGGGCCCCCUGGACCCCCUGGAAAGCCGGGCUCUUCUGGUGAACAAGGGGACCAUGGGAUUCCUGGGCCUCGCGGCUUACCUGGUCUGCCAGGUGUUCAAGGCCAGAUCGGAAAUACCGGGCCCAAAGGAAAACAAGGAGAGAAGGGCGAUCGAGGUGAGAAAGGUCAUGGAUAUCCAGGUCUCCCCGGUCCACCAGGCAUUACAGGACCCCCAGGAAUGCCUGGUCGGAGUAUAAGUGGUAGGGAUGGUGAACAGGGAGUGCCCGGUAUGCCAGGACAGCCUGGUCGCCCUGGUUUGCCUGGACCCCCUGGUAUCCCCGGAUUCUGUGAGGCUGCUGCUUGCUUAGGGGCCUCUGCAUACCUGGCCUCUGGUGGUGGGCCGGACUACAAGGGGCCUUGAACUGACCACAAGGAACAAAAGGCAUGCGGCCAAAUGGACCAUGGAGAGCCGCAUGCACGGCGCAGGAGGGAAGGAGGUGAACAAAUACAACAGAAGGAGUUCGCUUGAAGAAUGAACUGAUUUCAAAUAUUUGGUGCUUUUUUUAAAAAAAAUGAAACACACAAAGAAAUGAAAAAGAUAAAAAGAGUUACUGCUUUUCAGAUUAUACAGAAGUUCAAAGAAUUUAAAACAACAGAUUUUGCAUUGGCAUGUUUAUUUGAGCAAAGAUUGAAUUUAUGUACAUUGGUUCCAAACAUUUUAUUAUGAUAAUUGUUCUAAAGUAAAUAAGAUCAACUAUUUGGGAAUGUUAAUACUGAGUUUUGUCACUCCCUUGUAUAAAGUUAAAUAGUGCAGCAGUCUAUCUCUGUGUUUGUAAUGUAAUGAAGUUCUUUUUCAAUGUAUUCUUUACUGGAUUAAAUGUGUUAUUAAAGGGGCCACCUUGUGCUAUGGUCUGAUCCAACGCUGAGACCCAGACCAUUGUGGAUACA
Molecule: messenger RNA, 2734 nt
Organism: Hemiscyllium ocellatum (epaulette shark)
Lineage: Eukaryota; Metazoa; Chordata; Chondrichthyes; Orectolobiformes; Hemiscylliidae
Gene: col9a2
Product: procollagen, type IX, alpha 2
Exons: 32
Coding region: 135-2207 (690 amino acids)
Source: RefSeq, a predicted model, not a curated record